AUGAAACGGUACAGAUACGGAAGUGCAGGUUUGGCCGAAUGGCGUGAGGUAAUUGCGGAAGCGGCAAGCGAACCACUGGCUGGUGAAUUCUUCGAGGAAUAUUUUACGCAGCCAGGCCUGCCACUUAUGCCACCAACAGUUAUUCCAUUGGACGUAGGAAUUGAUGGUCAACCAAGUCGAACAACACUAAUCUUGAUCAACCAAACUCAAACAUUUCCAGUGGUUCACAACGAUCGUCUGGUUGUGUUGGAUCCGGAUGUACGUACUCAUACAGUGAUUGUCUAUGAGGUUAGCUCAGUUUACGUUGUUUUUUUUUUAAUUACAUUAAUGUUAGCGUAA
Messenger RNA from Gongylonema pulchrum, 339 nucleotides. The record is from the annotation of a GenBank genome assembly. NCBI's taxonomy places the organism in Eukaryota, Metazoa, Nematoda, Chromadorea, Rhabditida, Gongylonematidae.